AUGUCACAGGUAAAUGAAACCACAACUUCUGUAACUGAGUUUUUCAUUGUGGGUUUCCCUGGACUCCAGCCCAAAUACUACAACCUGAUAGGAGCGCUAUUCUUCAUCAUCUACAUCGCUGUAAUUACUGGAAACUCUCUCAUUGUGGUCUUGUUUGUGACUGAACGCAGCCUUCAUAAGCCCAUGUAUAUUAUCAUGCUGAGUUUGUCCUUGUCUGAUAUUGGUUUCUGCACAGUCGCUCUGCCAAAAGUAAUUUCUCGCUAUUGGUUUAAUGACGGUUAUAUUGGCUUCUAUAUUUGUCUGUUUCAAAGGCAGCUGAUUCACUAUUUUGGUACCUUGAACUCCCUAAUUAUGAUGAACAUGGCACUUGAUCGGUACUUGGCGAUCUGUUACCCGCUAAGAUACCCUGUUUUAAUGACUAACCGUACUAUGAGGCUUCUAAUAGGGUUUUCUUGGGUUACUGCAAUGAUUGCUCCAACCAUUAGCUUAAUGCAGACAGUGAAGCUGCCAUUCUGUGGGCCAAACAGGAUCGCUCAUUGUUUCUGUGAUGGUUCAUCUAUAAACCAGCUGGCCUGUGCUGAUGCAACCCUCACAAAUCUCAAUGCAUAUGCUGUAGCAAUGUUUGUGCUUCUUGUUCCAUUCUCUUUCAUCAUAUUUUCUUAUUUAAGUAUCCUGGUGUCUGUGCUUCGAAUAGCAAAUGCACAGGGCCGAAUUAAAGCCUUUUCUACCUGUGCCACACAGCUGACUAUCAUUACCAUCUAUUACGUGCCCCGCUUCAUGGUUUAUACCACGUCUAACAUCCCAAAUGUUCAGAUGCUCAACAGCAGUCAGAGGAUCAGCCUGGUCAUGUUCUACAGUCUGCUUCCACCUGUAGUGAACCCCUUCAUCUACUGCAUCAGGAUCAAAGAAAUCAGACAGUUCUUUAUCAAAUGCCUCCCCCUCGGUGUCGGACCAGAGGCUUUGGACCUGUCCCCCAUGUCUAGGGAGGACCAAGAACAGUUUCAGUCGUUGCUUCUUUACUUGGACGACAUUGUGGUCUUUUCCGGUUCAGUUAAACAACAUCUGGAGAGGCUGGGGGCGGUGUUAAGUCGGUUGGAGCAGGAAGGGUUAAAGGUGAAGCUCUUGAAGUGUGCGUUUUUCCAGCAGCAGGUACGGUAUUUGGGCCAUGUAAUCUCAAACCAGGGAUUCACUAACUACUAUAGGCGAUUUGUUGAAGGUUUUGCUAAGUUGGUUGCUCGUGAAAAAGGCUUCAAAGGGCAGCCAUUCAAGUCUGGUCUAGAGCAAGGGGGCCGAGUGAGGCCUAUAGCCUAUGCCAGCCCGGAGUUGAGACCUGCAGAAAGGAACAUGCAGAACAAUAGUUCCAUAAAACUGGAGUUCAUGGCCCUUAAAUGGGCCAUGACAGAAAAAUUGUGUGAGUAUCUGCUGGGUCACAAAUGCACAGUCUAUGCAGACAACAACCCAUUGAGUUAUUUGGCCUCAGGAAAGUUUGACGCCACAGAGCUGCGCUGGCUAGGCUAA
Molecule: messenger RNA, 1518 nt
Organism: Carassius carassius (crucian carp)
Lineage: Eukaryota; Metazoa; Chordata; Actinopteri; Cypriniformes; Cyprinidae
Product: olfactory receptor 2AT4-like
Exons: 5
Coding region: 1-1518 (505 amino acids)
Biological process (GO): G protein-coupled receptor signaling pathway
Cellular component (GO): membrane
Molecular function (GO): olfactory receptor activity; G protein-coupled receptor activity
Source: RefSeq, a predicted model, not a curated record